Molecule: messenger RNA, 687 nt
Organism: Pelobates cultripes (western spadefoot toad)
Lineage: Eukaryota; Metazoa; Chordata; Amphibia; Anura; Pelobatidae
Source: the annotation of a GenBank genome assembly
AUGGUGGAUCUGUCUGACUCAGCUGUACAAGACAAGCGGCAGCAACAAAAUGCUAUAACAGGCACCAGUGAACACGCAAGAGACUCCCUUGCAGAAAUCUUUGACCGCUUUUGGGCCAAGCUGAUGGUGCACUUGCAGCCAGCGGUAACUCAUUACAAACCGUCCACACGGGACAAAGCCGAUGGCAAACGGAGGCUUGAGAAUCCACUUCAGGGCACAACUAAGCCCCAUGCUACAGACUCCCGCAUUAUGGGCCUGAGAGCAGCAGGGGGCACACCCCAGAGGCACCGGCCACAACGGCGGAGAGCAGCAAGAAGACGACAACUUAAAAAGGCCAACAAGACUCCCCGCACCAUCCCAAAAGGGACGACCCUGGACCAUGACUGUUCCCAGACUCGUGGCAAGAGGACACCAGCUCUCAAACAGCUCCGAGGCAGAAGAGGAAACCCACCUCCAAGAUGCCACGACUCUCCCCUGCUGAGACGAAAUCCCGGCAAGAGUCCCAAGCCUGGAAAGAAAUUGACCUCUGGCAGCCAUCGAGUACACGGCAGCGAGGUUCUUAUCCCAGUGCAAGUUAGGAGCAGGAGUUCCACUACAUACCGCAUCUGCAAGGUCACCCACCCUAGUGAAUGGUGCCCACAGAGAAGCUUUGACCACCUUUCCAGGCAUGCUAGCAAGGCCUCCUGA